AUGGUACCGAAACGAGAUGAGACCUAUGAAGAACCAUUGCACAAAAAAAAACAGGAUAGUAAUCCAUCGUAUUCGUCACUCCCGGAUGAAAUCAUCUUGAACGUUUUCGCGCGCGUAUCAAGAUCGAACUACCCGAGACUCGCCCUAGUAUGCAAGAACUUUCGUUCUCUCAUCCUAUCGAGUGAUCUCAAUGUGACGCGAUUUCACCUUAAAACCCAAGAAAUAUUAGUUCAUGUCUACUUACAGUUUCCGGAUAGUGAUCGUCCAUCCUUGUUCACCCUCUGGAUCAAACCUGGUCAUACCCUAACCAACCAACUCGGGAAGAACGAGAAGCCUACCGGAAAUAUUAGGUUGGUACAAAUACCUUCUUAUUUUUCUUAUACACCAAUGCAAUCCGUUGCGGUUGGUUCAGAAUGGUACGGAAUCAGCCAAGGCGAUACUCCGUCUUCCACCAUAUGGGUCCUUAGUAAGGACAUAUAUGGUUCCUUUUGGCGUAAAGCCUCCAAUAUGACUGUAGCUCGAGAGAAACCCCUUGCAUGUGCCCUCGAUGGGAAACUAUAUGUAAUUGGAGGCUGCACCGCUAAACGAUCGACGAAUUGGGGUGAGGUUUUCGACCCGCGGACUCAAACUUGGGAACCUUUACCUGACCCUCGACCCGAGCAACGCUUUUCUUCAAUUAGAAAAUUAGAGUGCUGGAUAGAUAAAGUAUUGUAUCGUUGUAAUAAACAUAGGUGCUCGUGGUAUAACAGAAAAUGUAAACAAUGGAGAGUGGUCAAAGGUUUCACAAUGAUGAAUUGGGAUGGUAAUAUUGGUAUGAUUGAAGUAGCUAACUACGGUGGGAAACUCUUGAUUUUAUGGGACAAGUCUACGUAUGAUGAUAAGCCUGGAUACAAGGACAUUUGGUGUGCGGUGAUUUCGCUGAAAAGACAUGUUCGACCUGAAAUUGAUGAGGUUGAGGGGAACAUUGAGUGGGCUGACAUAGUCCAUAAGGUUCCCAACUCAUACGUUUUCGUACGUAGUGUACUAAAUGAGGUUUGA
Messenger RNA from Capsella rubella, 1038 nucleotides. RefSeq names its product putative F-box/kelch-repeat protein At5g28160. The transcript has 2 exons. Gene Ontology annotation, molecular function: protein binding. The record is from RefSeq and is a predicted model, not a curated record. Lineage: Eukaryota; Viridiplantae; Streptophyta; Magnoliopsida; Brassicales; Brassicaceae. Bases 1 to 1038 code for a protein of 345 amino acids.